AUGGCGUCGAGCAGGGCGAUCUUGGCCAUGGGCCUCCUUGCCGCCGUGCUGUCCCCCGCCUUGUCAAAGCGGUCGUUUAUCUCCAUGCCAGCCGACGUGAGUAGUCCUGUGACCCUGGCCAACGGCCUCUCCUACGGCUACCACGCCAACUCCUGCCCGCAGCUGCAAGACAUCGUGUGGCCGAUCGUGGAGAGCGCGGUCCUGGGUGAGGUGGCCAUCGCCGCCGGCCUCCUCCGUAUCUUCUUCCACGACUGCUUUCCUCAGGGAUGCGAUGCGUCCGUCCUUCUGACGGGACCCAACAGCGAGCGGGACCUGCCGCCGAACCAGACGCUGCAGCCGCGUGCGAUGCAGCUCAUCGAGGACGUCCGCGUCAAGGUACACGCCGCCUGUGGCGCCACCGUCUCCUGCGCCGACAUCAUCGCCCUCGCCACCCGCGACGCCGUCUUCGUGGUACGUGCACACGUCGGUCGCUGCUGUUGUACUGUACAACGAAAGCAUCUCCCUACCUCACUCGCGAAAGAACCUAUGCAGGCCGGGGAAAGCGAAAUGUUCUACUUCUACGACCUGCCGCUCGGCCGGUUUGACAGCCUCGAGCCGGCUAAUAGCAGCGCCGUCUUCGACCUCCCGCAGUCCACUGCCGACGCCGACACGCUCAUCAACGCCUUCAAGAGCCGCAAUCUCGAGCCCAUUGACCUCGUCGCGCUCUCUGGCGCGCACACCGUCGGGAAGGCGCACUGCAGCUCCUUCAACAACCGCUUCUCCGAGGACGCCGACUUCGCCAGGAGGCUCGCCGCCAACUGCUCCAGCGACCAGAACCGGCUGCAGGACCUCGACGUAGAAACCCCCAUCGUGUUGGACAACCAGUACUUCAAAAACCUGAUGGAGGGAAAGGGGGUGUUCACCUCCGACCAAGUGCUCAUCAGAGACGGGCGCACCGACUGGGCGGUCAAAGGCCUCGCCGAGAACAAAUGGUGGUUCUACAGCCAGUUCCGUGACUCCUUGGUGAAGCUGAGUCAGUACCAACCCGGAGGAAACGUGGGCGAGAUCCGCCGCAACAGCUGCUUCGCGCCCAACGGACAGAGCAUUCCCGCCACCGCCGGUGACGAGGGGUUUGCAGCCUCUGCUUGA
Molecule: messenger RNA, 1128 nt
Organism: Triticum turgidum subsp. durum (durum wheat)
Lineage: Eukaryota; Viridiplantae; Streptophyta; Magnoliopsida; Poales; Poaceae
Source: the annotation of a GenBank genome assembly